Messenger RNA from Musa acuminata subsp. malaccensis (wild Malaysian banana), 713 nucleotides. The record is from RefSeq and is a predicted model, not a curated record. NCBI's taxonomy places the organism in Eukaryota, Viridiplantae, Streptophyta, Magnoliopsida, Zingiberales, Musaceae.
GCUUGCACGAGCCAACCCACCUUCCCUUUGACCCCAUGAGAGCACAGCAUCUCUCUCUUUAACUCUCCCCCACUCUGCCUGCUUUGAUUCAUCAGACACGCAAGAAAAAAUGGUGAGGUGAAAGGCUUAAGGAAGAAGAGAAGAAAAGCUCUGCUUCGACAUCUCCAUUUGGUGCGAUGGAGGAGUUCAGGUCAGGGUCGUAUGGGGAUGGGAGGAUGGAGAUGGAGGUUUAUGGGAGCAGGCCUCAGCCUUCGAUCUCAGGCCCUCAUGACUUCAGGUGCUACAGUGCAUCCUAUGCCUCCUCCCAAGGCGGCAACCAGGCUUCUAAAGAGAUCAAGCUCAAGAAGGGCAAGAGCACCUCCGGCUCCUCCUCCUCCAAGUCUGGGUGGAGCCUCAGUGACCCUGAGCUGCAGAGGAAGAAGAGGGUGGCGGGAUACAAGGCUUACGCUGUGGAGGGGAAGAUGAAGGGCGGCUUGAGGAAAAGCUUCAGGUGGCUCAAGGACAGAUGCACCAAGGUGGUGCAUGGAUGGUGGUGAUUCGUUUAGGUAUUGUGUCAAUGCAUGUCACAAUCCAAGCUUUUUAGAUCUACGCAUCUAUAAACAUCAGAGAGAUUGAUGUUCUGCUGUUAUCUCUUGCUCUGUCUAUCUAGCUUGAUGAUGUAUUUCUUGUGGAUGGGUUCUUUCUAUUGAUGAGUUGCAUGACUUCCACAACCA